Dovyalis caffra is the source of this 277-nucleotide messenger RNA. Lineage: Eukaryota; Viridiplantae; Streptophyta; Magnoliopsida; Malpighiales; Salicaceae. The record is from the annotation of a GenBank genome assembly.
GUCCAUAAAACGCUUUGUAUGCAUAAAAACGGUGAGCAUAGUUGGCCUCAAUUACUACACUGAUGCAGCUGCUAAUUCGAGCAAUGUGAUUAGUCGAGCCCACUAUCACCUAUGGAAAAAUGGGACAGGAAGGGAAGAUUUGAGUUUGACAAUGGAAGGAAGAAUGUCGAAAGGCAAAGAUAUGGACUCACAUGAACUCAAUCUAAACAAGAUAAUGAAUACACAUUUUACGUACAAAGUCACUGCAAUGCUUCUAGAGUCACGAAGUUUGCGGUAG